This is a messenger RNA of Pomacea canaliculata, 3053 nucleotides long. RefSeq lists its product as uncharacterized. The transcript is spliced from 9 exons. NCBI's taxonomy places the organism in Eukaryota, Metazoa, Mollusca, Gastropoda, Architaenioglossa, Ampullariidae. Gene Ontology annotation, biological process: monocarboxylic acid transport; transmembrane transport. The record is from RefSeq and is a predicted model, not a curated record. Bases 608 to 2038 code for a protein of 476 amino acids. Gene Ontology annotation, molecular function: monocarboxylic acid transmembrane transporter activity.
AUGGAUACUGAGGUUCACUGAAAAAGACCUGUCUCGGAGACCAGAAGACAUUGUUUUAGCAUAAUCUUGUCAGAAACAGGAAAAAAAAAACGGUACGGCGUUUCGUGAUAUCACUGAAAUAGACAAAACUCGGAAAUCAGUGGACCGUGGCCAUCUCAAGUGACCCCAAACGUGUGUCGUUCUUGUACAUAUUGUACAGGUAUAAACGUGGCAGCGAACUACGAAGAGAUUUUACUUUAAUGUCUUCCAGCAAUCUUGCUAAAAGUUCUGUAAAUGCUAAAUUUGCACACCCCGUGCACUUGCUAAUUUUGUAACUGACUUCAUCUUGACUGGAACCAGAGAAGGUCAAUGACUGUGACUGUAGCGAAGGGGAAUCACAUUGUAUUUUCGAUUUCUUCUUUCUAGUUGUUGUUAGAUUUAUUUCUGGCUGGGGAAAAGCCAGGUUCUGAUUUAAGAGCUCAAGUGACGGAAACAAGUCUACAGUUGGUGACAGGCGGCGGACAGUGUCGGACAGCAGACGGUAGACAGUGACUUCAAGUCCUUCCAGAAGAGGUCAACAUGGAGCCCGCGAGUGUGCAGAGACGCUGGUUCGGAGGUCCUCGAACAAAUGAAAAAACUUUCUGAAGAGAUAUCAGGGAAAACUGAGAGUCCCACAGAAGAGGCACACAGAGGACAAUCGUUCCGACUGCAAACUGGUCUGGAAGUCACGGUUCCUACAGGGGCUGUGGACGGCGAACUGAAAAAGAAACCUCGGAUGCAAUGCCUCAUCUUCCUUGCUUCUGUCAUCAUCUUGCCCGCAGUUGUUAUGUUUCCAGAUAUGAUGGAGCUAGCCAUUCUUCAAGGCAUUGGGUUGGAAGAUGUCAGUACCUUAAUCUCCCUUGCUCAGGAAUACACGGAUACAUACAAAAUCGUAUACGGAGUCUUUGGUAUAGUGAGCGGUAUUCUCAUCACUCUGUUCAACUACCGACCUGUAGCGGCGGUUGGGGCAGUUUUGUCAUGUCUUGGAUGUCUGAUCACAUCUUUCUUGGAUCUGGAGAAUGAGCAAGCUGUUACCUUCGUCUUCUGCAUUCUACCAGGUGUGGGCAACAGCUUUCUGUACACCGCAGCGGUGGUGGCGAUACUGGAAUGUUUCGGGAACAAAAGGAUGCUCAUUGUCAUCUUCACUUUUGUCUUGGAGAUCCUUGUGGAGCUGAUCCUCGCGCUUAUUGCACUACCUAACAUGUAUGCUGUGCUGAACUCGAGUUGGCGAGCCACCUUGGGGAUCAUGUGUGGGAUCUACGGACUGUGUCUCCUGGCUUCCUCUGCUCUGGUCCCUCUCAACUUCUACAUGAAAGACAACCCUCGUCAGAGUCUGCGCAGCCGCAUCAUGAACACUGAGGCCCUGCGUGUCUUCAAGUCUCCGCUACUCUACGCCAUGGGUGGCGUCUUCUUCUUCACGGGAAUAGGGCUCGAUACUCCAGUAAAACAAGUAAUGUACUGGUACAUCUUCGCUCCCGUGAUUCUGCUGGGUGCUGUCUUGUUGGCUAUGAUAACCAGCUGCUGCUGCUUCAGAAAGCUGUCAAGGGAGACAUCCUUGGUCCUGAUCACAGCCCUUGGUUUUCUAAUGGGAAUUUUGUCCCUGUCAGUCAAAGGGUUUGAUGCUCUGCCAUAUACAUGCGUCUACAGCGUCCUCUACGGCCUAGGAUAUGGUUUGCGAGAACCAGUCACAAGAAACCUGAUUCCACUGGUGAUGGGACGCGAGUGCCUGGGACUUACAGUCGGGUGCCUCACUUUUGCGUCGGGUGUCGGUUCCAUUAUAGAGGAGAAGAGCACAGUUGCUAUGGAGAGCGCCCUGAAACGAGUAGAUACAUCUUUUUACUUGUAUGGCGCCGCUCUGAUCACAUCGUCGCUGAUGGUGCUCGUCGUCAUCAGACUGGUUAAAACUGCAGCUGGAACCCCGUAUCAGAUCAACAACGAAGAGCAAGGCGUAGCUGAUGUGACACAGCCUCCAACGACCGGCACGAUCGACCUACCCAGGGAAAAUCUUCAGGUUGUUUGAAAAUAACACAUUACACCUUGAAAAUCUGAGUAUCUUAAAGGUAGCACCUCUCACUUCGGAAAUCCCGCCGUACUUUUAAUUCAUUUCACCAACUGACGGACAGAUGACACGGUGCAUAUGAGAAUUCUGGAUGUCAUUUGUAUUUAGAGAGAACAAAUAUUUUUAUGUGCUGUAGAACUUCGAUUCCAUACCAUGCUUUGAUGAAAGGAAAAUGUCUUCUUUCCUCCCUCUCUCUCUUCUCUCUCUCUCUCACACAAUUGGAAAAUUCAGUUCUUCUGACCCCUUUAUGCAAAUAUAAAUAUUGUAAAUACUCAGUGAUGGACGUGUACUGAAAAGAUUGCUCUGUCGAACUAACGAAAUAGAAUUUAUACAGUCUAGGUUUGUUUGGUUUUUUUUUUUUAUUUCUUUAUGUUUGAAAAACGAAGAUUAACUCUAACUGGUAAGCUGUUUUUUGCAGUGUAUCUGGUCCUGAAAGUUUUACAGUCUAGUGUUUUCCUUUAUGUUGUGUAUGGAGAUGAUGAGGAUAUUGGUUGGAGAAUGGGAGGCCUAGGAUGGCAGGCCAAAAGAACUAUAAUCUCCGUGUGUAUAUGGGAAAGUGGGUGUGGGUGUGUGUGUACGUGCACGUGUUUGUGUGCAAGUAGAGUGGAAUCUUCUUUUUUUCCCAAUAAACUUCUUUCACAUUUGUACAAUUUAUUAAAAAUCGGAAUUAUGUGUUCAUUUUUUAAAGAUCAGACUACAAGAUGUACAUUUUUGUGAAAUUGAAUGUUUAUGAGACAGUUUCCUAUUAUAUUUUUUAAUAACAUACCUUUUAUCUUACAACUUAAUGUCACGUGCUAUUCUUGUCACGAUUGAUAGUUUUAGUAGUGGAAUUAGUGUAAGCUGCUGAAGUUGUCAUUUAACGUUUUCAUGUAUCAAACAAGCAUUCAGUGUGAAGAAUUAACAUACAAAAAUGUUUGCAUAUUGGUUUGAUUAUCAAAUUUCACUAAAGUUGGCUAUUAAAACAUCUGGACUUGGC